UGGGCCAAGCCUUGGGGGCCCCAGGAACAAGCUCAGGACACAGCAUGAUGGACACCUUGGCUGUCGCCCUGCGGGUGGCUGAAGAGGCCAUCGAGGAGGCGAUUUCCAAAGCAGAAGCCUACGGGGACAGUCUGGACAAGCAGAACGAGGCCAGCUACCUGCGGGACCACAAGGAAGAGUUGACCGAGGAACUGGCCACAACUAUCCUGCAGAAGAUCAUAAGGAAACAGAAGAGCAAAGGCGAGCAGCAAAUGGAAGAAGAGCCAGAGUGGUUGCAGCCCCAGAGCUGCAUGGCCAAGGCAGCUGACCGGGGGACCGCCACACCCCCAGGAGGCCCCCGAGCUCCCUGCACCCUCUGGCAGUCCCAGUCUGCAUUCUCACUCCCCAGAGAGGACGCCCUGAAGCCCCCUUCCCUGGAGGCUGUGUCGAGACUGCGGAGGAGCCAGGCCCAGCCACUGCGGGAGGAGGCAACCUUGCCCAGCUGGAAGAGCACGGACAGGCUGGACGAGACAAACCUGGCCGAGGUUUUGCAGAGCCCCGAUGGGAACUGGGUGGCCCUGAAGGAUGGUACUCUGCUGCCCACCCGCCUGCUGGCCAAACCUAAGAGUGGCACGUUCCAGGUCCUGGAGGCAGCCUCCAGCGUGGCCUCUGCCUACGACGAGAUGGGCUCUGACAGCGAGGAGGACUUUGACUGGAGUGAGGCCUUGAGUACACUGUGCCCACGGACCCGAGGCCAGCCCAGGAACCCCCAGCCUCAGCCCACACAGGCCCAGAGCUUGCACCAAGGCCCAUCAGCCGCCAACUCUGGGCUCUCUCCGAACCCCGAGGCCAUGUGUUCCGACUCAGAGACCUCCUCUGCAGGCUCUUGCCGGGAAGCUGGGCGCCGGGCAAGACUGUCCUGGCUGCUGAGGAAGGCCCCCAGGGACCCCACAGCAGAGAAGCUGCGCUUGCAGGGAGAACUGGACGUGAACUUCAACCCCCAGGCCCCCAGCAGGGAGACCUCAGACAGCAGCGAGCCUGAAGAGGCCCCCUACGCCAUGGACCGGAAGACCAGGAAGUGGAGAAGGGCCCGCGUGGGCUCCGAGGAGCCAAGUGAGGAAUUGUCUUCUCCCAACGCCCAUUCCCAGGGGCUGGACAUACAACAGGUGUCGGGUGAUUUGUCAGAGACUGACCUCAGUAAUGAACCUCAGCACCCUCGGACCAGCGUGGCCACCACCGAGGAGAAACUGAGAAACAGGCUGUAUGAGUUAGCAAUGAAAAUGAGUGAGAAGGAGACGUCUUCGGGAGAAGAUCAGGAGUCAGAGCCCAAGAUGGAGUCUGAGAACCACAAGGAAAGUCUGUCCUCUGAAGACAACAGCCAGGGCGUCCAGGAAGAGCUGAAGAAGAAGUAUUCUGCAGUUUCUCUCUGCAACAUCUCCACAGAAGUCUUGAAGGUCAUCAAUGCCACAGAGGAGCUGAUAGCAGAGUCCUCAGGGCCCUUGGAGUUCCCACCUGUUCCUCCCGACAGAGAGAAGGGGACAUUUCCUCUCGGGAUAGACCAAGUGAGACUGGAUGAGCAGCUGACUUCCCUGGAAGAAAACGUGUACCUGGCGGCAGGCACCGUGUACGGACUGGAAGGCCAACUGAAUGAGCUGGAGGAUGCCGCCCGCUGCAUCCACAGUGGCACCAAUGAGACCGAGCUGGCAGAUCUGGAGGACCAGGUGGCCACGGCGGCAGCCCAGGUCCACCAUGCUGAGCUCCAGAUUUCUGAUAUCGAGAGCCGGAUUUCAGCUCUGACCAUUGCCGGAUUAAACAUAGCACCGUGUGUGCGCCUCACAAGAAAACGAGAGCAGAAGCAAAGGAACCAGGUACAAACCAUAGACACAUCAAGGCAGCAGAGAAGGAAACUGCCUGCCCCACCAGUGAAAGCUGAAAACAUGGAGGCAUCUUCAGUGACCACCACGAAAACAUUUAACCGCAACUUCGUUCUCCAAGGCUCCUUGACAAACAGGACUAAUGAAAGGAAAAACACCACCAAGGAUUUGAUGGAGCCCACUCUGGAGUCAGCGGUGAUGUAUUAG
Enhydra lutris kenyoni (northern sea otter) is the source of this 2060-nucleotide messenger RNA. RefSeq names its product rab effector MyRIP-like. NCBI's taxonomy places the organism in Eukaryota, Metazoa, Chordata, Mammalia, Carnivora, Mustelidae. The transcript has 13 exons. Gene Ontology annotation, molecular function: actin binding; myosin binding. The record is from RefSeq and is a predicted model, not a curated record. Bases 45 to 2060 code for a protein of 671 amino acids. Gene Ontology annotation, cellular component: cortical actin cytoskeleton.